Molecule: messenger RNA, 5584 nt
Organism: Adelges cooleyi (spruce gall adelgid)
Lineage: Eukaryota; Metazoa; Arthropoda; Insecta; Hemiptera; Adelgidae
Exons: 10
Coding region: 197-4993 (1598 amino acids)
Source: RefSeq, a predicted model, not a curated record
CACAAGACACAAACGUUAUUCGUUUAUAAUGUAAAAUGUCGUUUCGCGUUCGCGUCGUAAGUAACAAUUAUCAAUUGUAAACAGUUUUUUCUGUAGUGUUUUGUUUUUAUUAAAUGUCAAGUCGAUUCGUUUAAUUAUAAUUAAAGUCUAGUGUUUUUUUUUUCUUCAUAGCAAGUAUAUUUAAAUAACGUUCAGGAUGAGUAACAAGAGUUGCAUUCAAGAUGACGAUCUCGACGAGACGGUCAUAUUUUGUGGAGCAGUAACGGAUAUAGAGAAAACAUUUCAAAAACGUAUGCCGAGACAUACCAUACUGCCGGCAGAUGUAAAAUUAAGCCAAUCAUAUUUUCAAGAAGAUUGCUCCGAUGAAGACAAAGAAAAUGUCAAAGAAAGAACAAUUUCAGAACAAACUAUCAUAAGUAACGAAUCACAGAGAUCAAUUAACUUGGGUGAUCAGUCAAUGGCCAAUAUUAAAGACGAGACUAUACAAAUAUCAGAAGACAGCAAGACUUUUAUUUCUGAAUUUUCAUCACCGAGUACCGUAGGCGAUAUUCCAUUUUCGCAAGAAGUCCUGGAUACUGGAGUUUUAGCUAAAUACCUUCUCAAAGAAUUUACUUCUUUAGAUGAGUCAUUGGCUAUGGAGCAAGAUUAUAGCAAAUCAUGUAGUAAAGAUCAAACAACCUUUGAUGAAACCAAAUUUGUGCAAGACAAUAGUGAUGUUUCUAUAUUUAGCUUUUGCGAAGGAAAAGUACCUGACCAAACAAGUGUUGAAGAUACAUCGACUAAAUAUGAAGGAUCGUGUUCUGCUAUGUUGAGCUUCUGCGAAGGAAAAUUAACUGACCAAACUAGUAUUGAAGAUACGUCAGCUAAUUAUGAAGGAUCGUGUUCUGGCGAUGAAAGCAUUUCCUAUGCACGGUCAUCUGUAUCGAGUGUUGUGGAACGUAGUGUAAAAAUGGACGAUGUGACAGGAACCAACAUUUGUAAGUUUGUAAAUAUUAGCGAGCCCGACUGCAACGACUCGAUUAUCUCAAGUGCAGAUGAAGGAAAUAUUGAUAGCGAUGAUUCUUUGGCCUGCAGUAUUAUACCGGAUGAAUAUAGUAUUACUCCGGGAAAACAACGGCUUUUUGAUUUGCGCCUCGCUAAGCCGUCGCUACGUGCCAAAAUAUUUGUACCGUUAGGACCGUAUAUGGAUAGAAUCGAAGAAACUACUACGCCCAAAGAUGUUAAAACUAAUGUACCCACAAUUUUAAUUGACAAUAUCAGUUACAUGGCGUCAGAAAAGGAUUUAAAUAUCUCUGACAUAGCAGAUGUAAGUGACAUUUCCAUGCUUUCGGAUGAAAUGGACAUGAAAAGAGAACACAGUAAACUCAUGGAAUGUUCCAACAUCGAGGAUUUCAAAAUUGAAAGUCCCGAGCAAACUUCAAACGAAAGUGCUAUAACAAGCCAAACUAUCAACGAAGAAAGUUUCAACGAAUCCAGUUGGACUAAAACUAGUCGUUUGUUAAACAGUAGCAACGUUAUGGAAGUAUCAUUAAAUGAAGAUGAUCCUUCCGUGGGUAACAUGAGUAGUCUGAUGGGACAUUUUAUAGCAUCAAAUUUAUCUGUAUCUGCAAUCGAUGAAAAUGAAGCUAUAAGGAUAUCACCUGAACUAAUCAAUUACAGUAUGAAGAUUGGGGCGGUCACUGAAGCAAAUAUGUCUUGUUUGGGAAUUGAGCCGAUCACUUUAGAAGACAUGUCCUACACUGAAGAAACGCUCGAUUAUACUAUUUCUAAUGAUAAAGCUAAAUAUUGUAAUGUGACUUUGGACAAAUCGUACCACGUAAUGCAGCAUAAUUUAGACUUUGAAAAGUCAGUACGAGUAGUGUCCAACUUAAACGCGACAUCUGUUAAUAAUGAAGGUACAGUGAGUGAAAUGAACGAGUCCAAUUUGAAGCCGCAUAACUUGGAAGAAAGUCAUUCUUAUUUGGAGCAAAAGAACUGUGACCAAAGUCACAACUCCGACUGUCCGGCAGAGCGUAGUGUUGAAUUGAAAAAUUUGGUUACUAAUAUAACUCUUGUUGGCGAUAUUUCAGAAAUUUCUAAAAAUGCCAGUUUAGUUGUACCAGUUGUAACGGUAACUGAAAUUCAAGAAGACAGUAUAGUGACCGAGAAAGUGUCAACCGCUGAAGUAAUUGAAGAAACCGAACAGCAAACAAGCAUUUCAGAUUUAGUCAAGGAAAUAUUAGAAAGUACUUCGGCUCAAAAUUCAUCUUUGACAAACAAUAUUUCGAGUUCCGAAUUAUCGGUAAUAAUGGAAAAUCGUACUUUGGAAGACACUUGGAAUGUAUCAAACCAGAAUGUGAGUAUUGAAAACCCCAAUUUAGAAACUACCGAUAUGAUGGCGUCUUCGAGUUCAGAUUUAUUAAAUCUGUCGAAGGAUGGAAAUGUAAUUAUUAACUCUAAAAUUGUUGAUGAAUCCCACUCCGAAGUAAACGAGGAAAAUACAAUCGACAAGAGCGUACACCGCGAAAUCACAAAAAUAAAUGAGCAAACUUUGAUCAACAACGAACAAUUAGAAAUGAUCAUCGUUGAAAGCGAAACAGUUCCUGAUAAUUCAGUUUUGAUUGUUGCAGAUAAUAUUCGUUUAAAUGAAUCUGACAAACUUUAUGAACUAACUAAAGUUGUUGAAGAUUCUUCAAUACUAGAAGAAAAAUCUAUUUCUCAUUCGGUUGGUAAAUCUGUGCUCAAUGAAAGCAAUCCAAACUCAAUAACUGAAGUCCAGGAAAAGUCGGUAGUACAAGUUGACAACAAAGUAGAUGAGACAAUGGAGUGUCAAUCUGUGCUCGAUAAAAGCAAUCCAAACCCAAUAACUGAAGUCCAGGAAAAGUCGGUAGUACAAGUUGACAACAAAGUAGAUGAGACAAUGGAGUGUCAAUCUGUGCUCGAUGAAAGCAAUCCAAACCCAAUUGCUGAAGUCCAAGAAAAGUCGGAAAUACAAGUUGACAAAGAAGUAGUUGAAAUAAUUGAGUCUGUGGAUUGUAAAAAACACAAUCUCGAGAUAGAAACAAACUCUUCCUACGGCCCAGAGAAUGUAACCAACGAUUUUAAAAUUGUUAUGUUAGAAGAAGUAAGUUACCCUAGUGUACAAACAAAUUUAAUUUCCAAUGAUAAUAUACAACCAUUAGAGGCAAUGUCUGAAAGCUUCUCAAAUUGUGUUGAACAAACUAGUAAUUUACCUGUAAACAAAGUAGACGACAUAAUGGAGUCUGUGGAUUGUUGUGAACAUGAUCUUAAGAAAGAUACGAAUAAUUCCUAUGACCGAGAUAGUGUAACCAAUGAUUGUAAAAUUGUUAUGUUGGAAGAAGUGAGUUUUCCCAAUGAACAAACAAAUUUAAUAUCCAAUGGUGGUAUUCAACUAUUAGAGGCAACGUCUGAAAGCAACUCAAAUUGCGUUGAAAUUAUGGACCAAACACAAGAUAUUAGAAAUGGCAGCCCUAAAAAUCAGAAACUUUUGGACUUUACCAUUUUGAAACAACAGACUCCGAUGACUGCAAGUCAAAUAAACAAACAAAAGUUAUUUGAUUUUAGCAUUGUAGAUCAAACGCCUACAACUAAAAAAUGCCAAACGACUUUUAUUGCUGAAAACUUUAUUAAAAAAGAUGCUUUAAUCGACUUCAGCGUAGCCGAUUGCAGCAGUAAACAUUUGUGGAAUUUGGAGAAUGUCACUUUAAAUAAUACCACAGACUUGGAAGAUAUUUCAAUAGCCUUGAAUUCAACAAGUAGUACUAACAAUUCCGAUGUUUCUAAUUUGAAUUUGUUUAAUGAGUCUAUCAAAAUUAGUUCAUCGGCAAUGCAUGUUAGCCAAGUUUCUACUGUUGUAUGUAAUGAAGCAGAUGAAUUGUCAGUGGAAAAAAAAUGUGAAACUAACAAGUUAGACGAGUCUUCGAGUAUAUUGGACGAAACCAUAGAACAAAUUGAGAAUUUAGAACUUUCUCCCUUGGCCGAAAGCGAAGAAAUGAAAUCGUUUACAAGCUCAAUGAUUGAACAGAGUGUUGAAUUUGGUGAAAACGAGGUUGUAAAAGAAUCUAUUGAUUUUAAACAGCCCAAAUGCAUAAAUCUAACCUUUCCAGAUUUCCAACUAAGCGAAUCGCAACAAGUUUCAAAGCCAGCUAUUGUCGAUUUCAGCAUAAUCGAGCAACAUUCACAAUUGAUGGAACCUUUGUCAAACGACGGAAAUGUACCUGUGUCCGACCUCAUUCAAAUGUCUGUAGUGUCUGUUAACCACGAGCAAGGAUCGACUGUGGCUUGUAAUUCUGAGACUUCUACAAUGUCAGAAAGCAAAUUGGCUGACAGCAGCUCAGAUGACAAUAACGAAACAGUCAUACACAUAAAUGAAAAUGAACCUAUCGUAACGCACAACACAGAAAUGUUGUCCGAUGUACAGAUGGAAGAAAUGUCAUUCAUAAUGGAAUCUCCGGAGAAAAGUAGUACAUGCGAAUCUUUUCACAGUAUUGAAUUAGACAGCGUGCCCGAAGACAACAAGAGAAAAAUGGAGCCUGCUCAAGAAUACAACAGCGUUGAGAAAAAAAUGAAAGUUGAAGUCGAAGAACCUAAAACGCCCAUGUCAAUGCUGUUCAAAAUUAGAAAUAUGUUUAGAAGCAGUGAAAAGCCAAAAUGUAAUUUCAGCUCUCGAAAAGAAAACGAACCGUGCUUCGUAGACGGUAAACACGAUCUGACGCUGAGUACGAGUAAAAGUCACGACAAUAGCCAAUUUCUAAAACCUACUAUGAGUUUAAGAAAACCAGAAGUAAAUGUAAAAAGCAAAAUCCCUUGUAAAGUGGCGGAUAAAUCAACAAUGAAAAAUAUUGAUUUCAACGUGUCGGGAUUGUUGAACACGGAAUUUGUCAAACCCAAGACGGGCAUACCAAAACUUGCAGGUGGUCCGGUUUUGGUCGAUCUCUCUAAUUCUACCAAGAAACCCCAAGAGAGUAAAAUACCUUCCAAAUUUAAUAAGUAAUAAUAUAGUUUAUUUUAUUUACAACAUUAGACUUGACCUUGACUAUGUUUUAAAAUUUUAAAUUGGUUUUAUAGAUUUCAGUGAGUUUUUUUUUAUAAAUUUGUGCAAAAAGUUUAUUUGUUUAAAAAAAAAAAUUGAUCCCAAGUAUAUUGUGUGUGUGUGUGUAAUCAAUGCUGAAAAUCAUGUCUAAAAUUUAGAUUUAGUUGUACUUGUUUUUACUUUAUAUUUUUUUAUUAAUCGUAAAAUUGUAACUACAGAGUAUGAAUAAUGUAGAAUGUAAAAGAAAAUUUUAAACAGACAUUUUUUUUAAAUUUUAGAACUUAAAUUUUUUAAUAAAAACACCUUAUUAGUAACCAUAUGUUUAUGAUUUCCACCAAAUAAAAUUACAUAGAAAUGUUAUUAAAAAAUUAAAACGUGCACCAUCAACUGUCUGUCUGUUGUAUGAAAAUAAUUUGUAAUGUACAUUUUGAAUAGUUGACGCCUAGUCUUAUUAAAAUAAAAUAAUUGUCUUUUAUCUUGUUUAAUUUUUAAAAAUCAAAUUAUUAAUUUAGAUAUAUUAUAUUAUAUAGUGUUCAAAUGAUUUUCCAUGUA